AUGGCAGCAAUUCUCGCAGAACAGGCCGUACCAGCUACGGCUACUCUAGCCAGCCGAGAAAUACCGCCACAGCCACCGGCACCAGUCGUCAACCCCAACCCAGAUUUUGAAAUCUCGUAUACUGGCAACACCGGCAACGACAUGGGGAUCUCCACCAUGGGAUUCCGUUCGGCAAAAUAUAAUCCGUCCGAAUGGAAUGAGGCCAAUUAUGCGAAGUACUAUCAGUCAUUCGUGGACAGGGACAGUUCUGAACGGGUGCUUCAUGAGUCCAGGAGGACGCAGAAAGAAACACAGGAGACAACUAACAAAACGCAAGCUGAAGCCACGAAAAAGUUGGCCGAAAGCGCUAAAAAUAUUGAAUUUUGGAAAUUUGAACUGAACAGAGAAAUCCAGGAUGUUAUUGAUGAGACGGAUCUUCUACUUGCUCAAAAAAAGCGACUGGAGAAUGCACUAAGAACAACAGAGGUGUCUCUUCACAUUGCCACCGAUAACCUGAACUGUCGCCAGCGGCGCCUGGGAGUCGAUUUAGUGCAAGAUGAUGUCGAAAUUUCUCUGUUGAAGGAAGUUGAAAUAAUCAAUAAUGUGCAAGAUCUUCUGAAAAACACCAUCAACCAAUGUGAGAAACAGGUCAGACUGAAUCGCGAUGCUAAGCAGAAUCUGGAGAUGGACUGGAGUGACAAAAAGGAAGCACUGGAGAUUGAUACUAGGAGUGGAGCCUUGCGCAACCACCACACUAACAAGCAAUUCCAUGAUGGAGCUGCCAAAUUUGAGGAAAUACAAUCCACCCCUGAAUCAUGGGCUCAGUUCUCCCAUGACAACAUUGCUCGAGCUGAGCAUGAGCGUAUGGCCAGCAUUCAGCUGCGUACACUUGUAGACAAUGUGCUGGAAGAUACGUCCCGGGACAUGCGUGAACAGGCAGACCACGUGUAUGCCAACUUUGUCAACAGGAUUGCAGAAAUGGAAGAUGCCAAGGCCAAGCUGGAAGAGAAUCUCACAAAGGUAGUGAAACAGAUCAAAGACCAGGAACAAAAUCUUGAAGACCUGCAGCAGGCAAUCAGGGACAAGGAGGACCCACUCAAGGUGGCUCAGACCCGCCUGUACAACAGAACAUACAGGCCUGGAGUGGAGCUGUGCCGUGAUGCUCCCCAGUACCAUUUGGUUGGUGAAGUGAAUGAGAUCAACCAAUCCAUUGAUGCACUGAGACAAAGACUCAAUGAAGCUCAGAACUCACUCAAGGAUCUACAGGACAACCGCAUGGCUUUAGAGAAGGAAAUCUCUUAUAAGAAAAACAGUAUUUUCAUUGAUCGUGAUAAAUGCUUGACCGUCAGAAACCGAGUUCCCUCCAGUAUCAAGUUGAUGGGCUAUCAGUAA
Molecule: messenger RNA, 1371 nt
Organism: Candidula unifasciata
Lineage: Eukaryota; Metazoa; Mollusca; Gastropoda; Stylommatophora; Geomitridae
Source: the annotation of a GenBank genome assembly